Molecule: messenger RNA, 536 nt
Organism: Tinamus guttatus (white-throated tinamou)
Lineage: Eukaryota; Metazoa; Chordata; Aves; Tinamiformes; Tinamidae
Source: RefSeq, a predicted model, not a curated record
AUGCGUGCCUGUUCUUGCUUUUCAGAUCGACUGACUAUAUCCUACUGCCGGAGCAGCGGCCCUGGGGGUCAGAACGUCAACAAAGUGAAUACGAAGGCAGAAGUUAGGUUCCAUCUCGCAUCAGCAGACUGGAUUCCGGAAGAUGUGAGACAAAAAAUGGCAUUGAUGCAUAGAAAAAGGAUAAACCGAGCUGGAGAGCUGAUUGUGAACUCCGAAGAGAGUCGUUACCAAAUGAGGAAUUUGGCGAUAUGUUUAGAAAAGAUCAGAGGCUUGGUUACAGAAGCUACUGAGAGACCCAAGGUGGUGUCCAAGGAAACUUCCCAGCAGCUCAUAGAAAGGGUGGAAAAAAUGAAUCGUGAACGACUACGACAGAAAAGGAUACACUCGAGCGUAAAACAGAGCAGGAAAGCAGACUUCGACUGAGAAUUGCAGAGAAGUCCUUGGCAUACCAUCUUUUGCAAGAUACAAUGUUGACAACAACAGAUGAUACGCAACUCUGAGUUGCAUUAAAUAAAGCUGGUCUAAAAUGUAAAUAA